CCAACCUGCUUUUACCGAUUCCACACGGUGGACCUAGUGCCGUAGGGUGUGUAAUUAACCCAUCACGUGGGCCAAGCAAAGUGCUUGAUAGUAUGUACUGCUCUUUCACGUUAGUCUCGCUUAAUCCUCCAAACAGCCAGAAUGGUGUGGUCAUAGCAAAGGUUACCUCCAGAAGGAUAACCACAAAAUUGGUAAAGGAGGCAUUUCUCUAGAGGACCUAACUUAUUAAGCGUCAGUUUCUAAGGAACAGACACUGGACUAGGAGCCAAGAUUCUCCUCUUUGCUGAUUUCAUCUUGUGCAAGUCAUCUUACCUCUCUGGAUCUCAGUUGCCUCAUCUGUGAAAAGGAGAUAACAAUUCUGUGCCUGUCUGAAGAUGAGGUGGAGGACCAUUGUACCACAGCACUGUGUUCUCGUGGUUACAUGUCUGCUUACUGCCUUUGAAGCUGUGCCUAUAGACAUAGACAAGACAAAAGUGCAAAACAGCCAACCUGUGGAAAGCGCCAAGAUAGAACCACCAGACACUGGACUUUAUUAUGAUGAAUAUCUCAAGCAAGUGAUUGAUGUGCUGGAAACAGAUAACCAUUUUAGAGAAAAGCUCCAAAAAGCAGAUAUAGAAGAAAUAAAGAGUGGGAGAUUAAGCAAAGAACUGGACUUAGUAAGUCACCAUGUAAGGACAAAGCUGGAUGAACUGAAAAGACAAGAAGUGGGAAGGUUACGGAUGCUGAUCAGAGCUAAGAUGGAUUCCACUCAAGGUGCAGGCAUGGACCACCAAGCUCUUUUAAAACAAUUUGAGCACCUAAAUCAUCUGAAUCCUGAGAAGUUUGAAUCCACAGAUUUAGAUAUGUUAAUCAAAGCGGCAACAGCUGAUUUGGAGCACUAUGAUAAGACUCGACAUGAAGAAUUUAAAAAGUAUGAAAUGAUGAAGGAACAUGAAAGGAGAGAAUAUUUAAAAACACUGGAUGAAGAAAAGAGAAAAGAAGAAGAAUCAAAAUUUGAAGAAAUGAAGAAAAAGCAUGAAAAUCAUCCCAAAGUCAAUCAUCCAGGAAGCAAAGAUCAACUGAAAGAAGUGUGGGAAGAGACGGAUGGACUGGAUCCUAAUGACUUUGACCCCAAGACAUUUUUCAAAUUACAUGAUGUCAAUAAUGAUGGCUACCUGGAUGAACAAGAAUUAGAAGCCCUGUUUACUAAAGAGUUGGAGAAAGUGUAUGACCCUAAAAACGAAGAGGAUGAUAUGAUAGAAAUGGAAGAAGAAAGGCUUAGGAUGAGGGAACAUGUAAUGAAUGAGGUUGACACUAACAAAGACCGAUUAGUGACUCUGGAAGAGUUUUUGAAGGCUACAGAGAAAAAAGAAUUCUUGGAACCAGACAGCUGGGAGACAUUGGAUCAGCAACAAUUCUUCACAGAAGAAGAACUAAAAGAGUAUGAAAACAUGAUCUCUUUACAAGAAAAUGAACUGAAGAAGAAAGCAGAUGAGCUUCAGAAGCAAAAAGAAGAGCUCCAACGUCAGCAUGACCAGCUUCAGGCGCAGAAGCAGGAGUACCAUCAGGUUGUACAACAGAUGCAACAAAAGAAAUUGCAACAAGGAACUCCUCCAUCAGGACCAAACGGAGAACUGAAGUUUGAGCCACUGAUUUGAUUAAGUGGCUUUAUGCCGUGUUGAGGGGAAACAGCAGUAAGUGAGAAAGCUCUGCCGGUUGCUUUUAAAAUAAAUAGUGCUCACUCACAAAGAUAAA
Molecule: messenger RNA, 1734 nt
Organism: Ochotona princeps (American pika)
Lineage: Eukaryota; Metazoa; Chordata; Mammalia; Lagomorpha; Ochotonidae
Gene: NUCB2
Product: nucleobindin 2
Exons: 15
Coding region: 375-1637 (420 amino acids)
Cellular component (GO): extracellular exosome; endoplasmic reticulum-Golgi intermediate compartment
Molecular function (GO): calcium ion binding
Source: RefSeq, a predicted model, not a curated record